This is a messenger RNA of Bufo bufo (common toad), 3289 nucleotides long. It is a transcript of the gene TMPRSS13, whose product is annotated as transmembrane serine protease 13. Gene Ontology annotation, biological process: proteolysis. NCBI's taxonomy places the organism in Eukaryota, Metazoa, Chordata, Amphibia, Anura, Bufonidae. Gene Ontology annotation, cellular component: membrane. Bases 474 to 1871 code for a protein of 465 amino acids. The record is from RefSeq and is a predicted model, not a curated record. The transcript has 13 exons. Gene Ontology annotation, molecular function: protein binding; serine-type endopeptidase activity.
GACAGGUUGAGUGAGUUUGGGAGGGGGUGAGGACAGGAUUGAAAUUACCUGAGAGGGAGGAGAGCAGGGAUGCUUCGUGAGACAGGAAAGAAGGCAGGGAUUACUUAGACACAGAAGAGGACAACUUGUGCCCGGGACAGAGAAAGGGGGAGGAAGAAGAGGGCUGGCAACUACCUGGAACACAAAAGAAACGCCUUACCUGAAAAAAGGAAUAACAGUGCGGUAACCUAAGCCAUUAUAAGUCAGAGGUAUUACUUUCAAAGGGAUAGAAGGGUCGCUAUAGCAGAAGGGAGAGGCCUGAGGUAUCAUUACCUUCAUCACUGGUAUGCAGAACACAUUGGAAUAUUAAGAAUAAGAGCAAAUAAAGCGCAACAAGUAUUACUUGAGUUACCAGCAACUCAGGUACAGUCUGAAACAUAGAGAAAAACUGAAAUGAACCUUCCUCUUCUCGCCUGAUCUUCUCACCUUCAUUAAUGGACAACACUCGGCAUUACGACAAUGCUCCAUGUGCACCAUAUCCAGGUUAUAACCAACCAGGCAGCUAUGGUACCAACUACCAGCCAUAUACCAUUCAGCCAAGUCCUCCUCCUCCUUCCUACGUGAUUGAAAGGCCACCUUCAAGGAAGAUGCCAUUUUCCUUCUUUUCAAACCGUGCCUCCAGAAUUUUUGCUGUCAUUGUAGUAGCCGUCACGCUCAUUGGAAUUGGUCUCAUCAUUGCAUAUAAACUUAAUGCAUUCGGGAACUCUUCUUCAUCCAGCCAACCUAGAGAGAAGUGUUUUGCCAACAAGACUCUCUGCAAUGGAAUUGCUGAGUGUUCGGAAGGAAGCGACGAGUCUGGAUGCGUGCGCUUUAGGUGGGACAACUCGCUGGUUCAAGUUAUGUCCCGGAAACAGGAGAACCUAUGGUUACCGGUGUGUUCCACAGGAGUCAACAGUAACUUCCCUUCCUAUGUGUGCAAACGUUUUGGAUUUCUAGAAGGUCCGACCACAGAGCAGGUGACCUUGAAUGACAAUCCUUCCAAUGUAGGGCUUCACACCUCGGGAACUUCUGAUACCAUACAGGGAGGUCUGGACAGUGAAACUUGUACGAGCGGACAGUAUCUAUCUGUGCGAUGCUCAGACUGUGGGCAGGAUAAGAGGAGCAGGAUUAUCGGUGGUACAGAGGCCACGUCUGGUGACUGGCCCUGGCAAAUCAGCUUGCAAGUUCGCACUUCAAGUCAAUAUGAACACAUAUGUGGAGGGACAAUUAUUAACAAUUAUUGGGUGCUGACGGCAUCUCACUGUUUCUCCACCUCAAUUCCCCUGAAUUUGAUGAGGGUAGUAUCUGGCACCAGCAAUCUGGAUCAGGCUCGCAGCACAUCGUCUAUAGCAGCCGUUAUUAGACAUGAGGAUUAUAACGAAGACACAGAUGACUUUGAUGUGGCGUUGAUUAAAUUAAGUACCCCAUUAACUUUCUCAGCUGUUAUUCAGCCGGUCUGCCUUCCAAUGGCCCAGCAGAACUUUAAACCUGGCUCCACAUGCUGGAUCAGUGGCUUUGGUAAAACUGUAGCUUCUUCGAAGGAAACAUCCACAGUGCUGAUGAACACACAGGUGAACCUUAUCAGUACUUCAGUCUGUAACAGUCCUAGUGUGUACAAUGGAGCCAUUACUCCCAGAAUGAUGUGUGCUGGUGACCUUCGGGGAGGAAAGGAUUCAUGCCAGGGAGACAGUGGAGGACCACUGGUGUGUCUUGACAAUAAUCGCUGGUACUUGGCAGGAGUGACGAGCUGGGGCACUGGUUGUGGACAGCCAAAUAAACCUGGAGUGUAUACAUAUGUCCCUCAGAUCCUGUCAUGGGUAUACACCAAAAUGGAGAUGGGGAGAAAUCUGUGACCUUACAUGUAGCGUGGAGGAAGAGGAGGACACACUUGCACUGUGACAUAACAGACUAUACGUCAUCAAAGGGAGAUAUUGCGGGGAGAGGGGUAUUUAUAAAAGAUGGACCGAUAGCAACAUUCAGCAGAAUCAUGGCACAAUACUUUCUUACUCAAAAUGCCAUAGCAGCAAUACAAUAAGAAAUAUCCAAGAGCGGACAGCUCUCUAAGGAAAGUGGCCUUCAAAGCUUCAAGCCGAGCGCUAGGUAUAUAAAGGACGUUUUAUGGUGGGCAUAAUGAAGACAGUAUAAGAUCGGAAAUUGGUUAUAUGAUGUAACAAGGAACGAAAGUUAUUGAAGUUUACUCCAGUCAUAUAUCAUCAUUAAUAUUAUUCUGUGGUAUCAUAAUGUCCUAAAUUAAAUCGCUUUUUUCUAGGUUUUGUAGAUAGUUUAAUAAAUCUCAUGUUUCUAUUUCCACUUUAUAUUCAUUGCAAAUGCGUAUUAAAUGGGCUGUCAGAUUUAGAUCCUACUGGCAUAUAUUGAAUUCGGGAAUUUUGAAAAUGGAGAACAGCUGCAGAGAACAUCUCUCACUCUGGAGGACCCAACAUGUUUCUGCAUUACAUAGACAGUGGGUUGAUUUCAAUAAGGAGUGUGUAAUACUUCAUCUCCCCUGCGGUGGUGCUGCAGGGAAAUUGAACACUUAUUGUCAGGUUCUUCACUUCUGAUCAUUCGAUUCCUGCAGCAGGACACCAUAUGAGCACCUUAAUAAAAAGGUGAUAUGAAGUUUGGCUACAAAGUUUUGAGGAAGAAGUGGUUUGGAGAUCUGAAACAAGGUCUAGUGUGGUACACAGGCAAAGUUUUCUAAGGUUGUCUGGCAUUGCGUCGUUUUAAUGCAUCAUAGUUUUCAGUCCUAGUGGCCUGUGGCCUAUGAGAGUAAAUAGGCUCCCAUGUCCUGCCAUAAACUGCUGCUCCCUCAGAGACAGCUUAGCCAUUGCCUGAGGCGCCUCAUGGCACAUGCGGCCCAGGUCCGGCACAUAGAAGAAUGGGGUUGAAAGUGGUCUGGUACCAAGGUAAGUUGGAAAGGAAUGAUCCAGCAUCUCCUCAGUAGUGGAUAGUACAUCACAGGGAAGGAAAUAAUUGCUAUAAUAAAAAGUAAUCUUCUAAACAUACAACAAAGGCUGCAGCAUAUUGCCAUAUUAUGUGCAGGUUACUGUACCUUUAGUCUGCAUACUGUAUAUUAUUAAUACGUGCAAUUAAAUUUAUUAUGUUUUGUAAAACCUGUAAUAAAUGUAUUUUCAUAAAUGCUUUGACAGUGCAGUUUGCAUACUGAUUUAUAAUAUGACAUAAUGCUGUGUGUAGUAUUCUAUAAAAGUGAUGGGUUCAUAACAUAUGGUGUACAAUUACAAAAACAGCAGUAAUAAAGGGAUUUCCACUGUUA